Messenger RNA from Dendroctonus ponderosae (mountain pine beetle), 713 nucleotides. Its product is annotated as endocuticle structural glycoprotein SgAbd-8. Bases 1 to 573 code for a protein of 190 amino acids. Gene Ontology annotation, molecular function: structural constituent of chitin-based larval cuticle. NCBI's taxonomy places the organism in Eukaryota, Metazoa, Arthropoda, Insecta, Coleoptera, Curculionidae. Gene Ontology annotation, cellular component: chitin-based extracellular matrix. The record is from RefSeq and is a predicted model, not a curated record. The transcript has 4 exons.
AUGAAAGUGYUGAUUCUCCUCACCAUCACCCUCAGCGUGGUAGUCGCUCAGAAAAGACCGCAGGGUUUCCAAAGCGAACAGUAUGAAGAUCAGCAGCAAACAGCAGCUGCACAAGAAACUCAGCCCAGACAGCGAGAGGUGACCACACCAAUUCCCAUCAUCAGGUUCGACAAAGAGCAGGGCAAUGAUGGUUCUUAUAAGGCUUUAUGGGAAACUGGCAACAACAUCCUGGCUCAAGAGGAGGGUUUCUUGAAGGAACUGGGCCCUGAUCCGGACCAGGAGGGAGGAGUGAUUAACGCCCAAGUGCAACAAGGUUCCUACACCUAUACUGCUCCGGAUGGGCAAAUUAUCACAGUAAACUAUGUGGCAGACGAAAGGGGCUUCCAUGCGUCGGGCGACCAUCUGCCCACUCCUCCACCCGUAAGCCCCGAAGUCCAGAAGGGGCUGGAUUUGAUCUAUGCAGGAAUCAAAGCCCAACAGGAGGCUGACGAAAGAGAGGCAAAGGAGCACCCAGAGAGCCAGAGGAACGCCAACCAGAUCGAGCAGGAUUACAGCGGCCAAUACAAGCAGUAGUGUUGGUGGAAUUUAGGACUUUUUCCUGUUCAUGUGUACCUGAUUGGGCCUUGAGGUACCUUACCAUUAACAGGCAGACUGAUGUAGAAAAUUUCAAAAUUGGGCGAUUUGUGUGUAUGGAAUAUAGUAUGUUAGCUUUU